Messenger RNA from Monodelphis domestica (gray short-tailed opossum), 3939 nucleotides. It is a transcript of the gene SLU7, whose product is annotated as spliceosome associated SLU7. Gene Ontology annotation, biological process: mRNA splicing, via spliceosome. Gene Ontology annotation, cellular component: spliceosomal complex. Gene Ontology annotation, molecular function: pre-mRNA 3'-splice site binding. The record is from RefSeq and is a predicted model, not a curated record. NCBI's taxonomy places the organism in Eukaryota, Metazoa, Chordata, Mammalia, Didelphimorphia, Didelphidae.
UAAUGGGAAGGGGCCGGCAGAAAAAAAGCUACAAGAAACUUGUGGGAAUUUGCCCUUUGAGAAGUUGCUGCUUCCUGUCACUGGACUUGGAACUAUGAAGGCGUAGGUUCAUAAUCCUCACCCUCUGACAUUCAACGGAUCUUUUAGCCUGGAGCCGAGCAUUUUUUAAAAUAUGUUCAAAUAUGAUUGUUUACGUUUAUAAACCUACGUGUUUUAUUUUACGGAUUUAAAAAACAUUAUUCUGAGGUGUCCAUACAGCCAAAGGCUUCCAAACCCAUGACUAGCUGUAUGACCCUAGACAAGCCCCCUAAACUUCCGAAGCUCAGUUUUCUCUGUAAAAUGAAGGAAUUAAACUAAAUGAUCUCUCAAGUCCUCAACUCCAAAUCCCUCUUCUAGUUUCCAGCCUUUCAAACAUGUGGACAACUAGUCAUUAAAUACCAACUGGGCAGCUAGGUGGGAUCUUGACACCACAAAUGGAUACUCGGCACCUUUCUGACUCUCUCCGCCCUCCUCUCCCCCUCUGACUAGAUGGGCUACAAUCUGGUCUCUCCAACUCUCACUUUCCAUCUUGAUUCAGCUUGGUUUGAAUUCAAAGGAAAACGUUACAACUGCUCAGGGUACUUCCAGUUGCCCUCUCCCCUUCUUUCCAUCUUUUGUGUUGUCUUCACCCAUUGGACUAUAAACUCUUUGAGGACUGGAACUUCUUAUUUGUAUCUUAUUUGUCUGGCACACAAUAUAACUGGGACCAUGUCAGCUGCUGUGGCAGAAGCAAUAAACACUGCCCCCUCAGGGGGAUCAAAUGACAUGGGUUUGGAAGAGCCAAAGAAAAUGACAAGGGAAGACUGGAGGAAGAAAAAAGAGCUAGAAGAACAGAGAAAGUUGGGAAAUGCUCCAGCUGAAGUAGAUGAGGAGGGAAAAGAUAUCAAUCCUCAUAUUCCUCAGUACAUCUCCUCUGUGCCAUGGUAUAUAGAUCCAUCAAAAAGACCCACACUAAAGCAUCAGAGACCUCAGCCUGAGAAACAAAAAGAAUACAGUUCAUCUGGAGAAUGGUAUAAGAGGGGUGUAAAGGAGAAUAUUGUGACUACAAAAUACCGCAAAGGAGCAUGUGAAAAUUGUGGGGCUCUGACUCAUAAAAAAAAAGACUGCUUUGAGAGACCUAGGCGUGUAGGCGCCAAAUUCACAGGAACUAAUAUAGCACCAGAUGAACAUAUCCAGCCUCAGCUUAUGUUUGACUAUGAUGGUAAAAGGGAUCGGUGGAAUGGCUACAACUCAGAGGAACAUAUGAAGAUUGUGGAAGAAUAUGCUAAAGUGGACCUGGCUAAACGUACACUGAAAGCUCAGAAGCUACAGGAAGAAUUAGCCUCAGGAAAAUUAAUGGAACAAGUGAAUUCUCCAAAACAUCAGUGGGGAGAAGAAGAACCAAAUUCUCAGACGGAAAGAGACCAUAACAGUGAAGAUGAAGAUGAAGAUAAAUAUGCAGAUGACAUUGAUAUGCCUGGGCAGAAUUUUGACUCUAAAAGACGAAUUACAGUCCGGAAUCUCAGGAUUCGAGAAGACAUUGCUAAAUAUUUGCGAAAUCUAGAUCCCAAUUCUGCCUACUAUGAUCCAAAAACAAGAGCAAUGCGAGAGAAUCCCUAUGCCAAUGCUGGAAAGAAUCCUGAUGAAGUUAGUUAUGCAGGAGACAAUUUCGUUCGAUACACUGGAGAUACAAUAUCGAUGGCACAAACACAGUUGUUUGCCUGGGAGGCUUAUGACAAAGGGUCUGAAGUACAUCUCCAAGCAGACCCAACAAAACUGGAGUUGCUAUAUAAAUCAUUUAAAGUCAAAAAAGAAGAUUUCAAAGAACAACAGAAAGAAAGCAUCCUAGAGAAGUAUGGAGGUCAAGAACACCUGGAUGCACCCCCCUCUGAGUUACUGUUAGCUCAAACAGAAGACUAUGUGGAAUAUUCAAGACAUGGAACAAUCAUCAAAGGACAAGAGCGAGCUGUUGCCUGCUCUAAAUAUGAGGAGGAUGUCAAGAUCAACAAUCAUACACAUAUCUGGGGUUCCUAUUGGAAAGAAGGUAGAUGGGGAUACAAGUGCUGUCACUCUUUUGUCAAGUUUUCUUACUGUACUGGAGAAGCUGGGAAGGAAAUUGCUAAUGCAGAUGAAUAUAUUCCUGAUGAUGCUGAGGGAGAAGAGCAAACAAACAGACCAAAAACUCUGAUGGAGAUUCACCAAGAAAAACAGAAAGAGGAGAAAAAGAAGAAGAAGAAGAAGAAGCACAGGAAGAGUAGUUCUGACAGUGAGGGUGAAGAAAAGAAGAAGCAUGAAAAACUGAAAAAGGCUUUAAAUGCUGAGGAGGCUCGCCUCCUCCACGUCAAGGAAAUCAUGCAGCUAGAUGAGAGGAAGAGGCCCUACAAUAGCAUGUAUGAAGCCCGAGAGCCCACAGAAGAGGAAAUGGAGGCAUACAGGAUGAAGCGCCAGAGGCCAGAUGAUCCCAUGGCUUCUUUCCUUGGACAGCAAUGACACCAUUUGAAAAGAAAUUCCAGACACCCAACUUGUAUAUAUUUCUUUUAAUCUCUUGGCAAAGAGAUCGAAAAAUCCUCAUUAUGACUUUUAAAUAAAUUUUUGAAAAUCUUUCAUCAAUUCAUUGCCUUCUGCUCCAGGGGAGAAAAACAGACAGGAAGUAUGUUAUGAAGAUGUUUGCUAGAAUUUUUAAUUCAUUGACUGCAAGCCACUUUCAACAAUUGGCUUAAAGAUAUCAGUAUCAUAUGAUUUGGUUUUUUAAGGUUUAAUAUAUAAAAGCUUAAUAUUUAUAAUACUCAAUUUUAUUUUUAAUUCACUCCUCAGUUCUCUCCCUCCUACUUCCCUCUGCUCCGCCCUUUGAGAAGGCAAGAAAAAUCUUGUUACAAAUAAGUAUAUCAAACAAAACAAAUUCCCAUGUUAGCAAUUUCCAAAAAAAAAAAAAAGAAAGAAAACAUGUUUCUAGCUACACUUUUGAGUCUAUCCACUCUCUCAAGAUGGAUAGCAUGUUUCAUCAUGAGUCCUUUGGAAUGGUGGUAGAGUAGCAUCAUAUUUUAAACUAAGAGACCCUAGAAAUUACCUACUUCACUCCCCUACCUCUCUUACAGAAAAGGAAGUUGAAGCCAGAGAGGUCAUGCAGCUAGUAAGUUGCAUAGCUAAAAUUCAAACUUUGUUCUUGACUCCAAACCCAAUGGUUUUCCACUAUGCUACCACCUUUGCUAGGCCCUUUUUAGUUUUUAGAUGCCUUUUUGUUUUUGUUUUUGUUUUUGUUUUGUUUUUGCAACACAGUGUUUCCAGGUAGAACCUCCUUCUACCUCAACAUUGAACCUCUCCUAAAACAGGAAAAAAAUAUUAAGCAAAAAUAACAAUACUUAUCACAUCUAAGUGAAAGAAACUUUGUUAUUGUCUGCCUCUUCUCUGCUAAGAGAAAAGAAGUAUGUUUUAUUAUCAGUUCUGAGACCAAGACUCUUUCAUUGCAGUUACUUAGAAUUUUAGAUUCCUUUUAUUUAUCUUUUUUAAUUUACAUUAUUACAUUGUCAGUGUGAUAUUUUCCUGGUCCUGUUUAUUUCACUCAACAUCAGUUUAUACAAAUCUUCCCUUAUUUAUCUACUUUCUUCCUCAUUUCUCAUGAUGUAAUAAUAUUCCAUUACAUUCAUAUAUCACAGUUCAUUCAGUCAUUCCCAAAUUGAAGGGUUUUCCUUCUAGUUCUUUGUAAACUCUAAGGAUUCAUUGGGAAUGUUUGGAUAUGUGAGACCUUUCUUAUCUUCCUUGUAUAUAUAUGCUAAGCAGUGGGAUUUGGGGAUCAAAGGAUAUAAUCUAUUUAAUAUUAAAAGUCUAAAAUGUUUUCCAAAAUGAUCAGAGCACAGUUCUACCAACAAUGUAUCUAAAUCUGCAAACUUGUGUUAAUGCAAAUAAAUAUGCAUCAUGGAUUCA